Sitodiplosis mosellana (orange wheat blossom midge) is the source of this 1293-nucleotide messenger RNA. Its product is annotated as coiled-coil domain-containing protein 130 homolog. Lineage: Eukaryota; Metazoa; Arthropoda; Insecta; Diptera; Cecidomyiidae. The record is from RefSeq and is a predicted model, not a curated record. Bases 1 to 1104 code for a protein of 367 amino acids. The transcript has a single exon. Gene Ontology annotation, cellular component: post-mRNA release spliceosomal complex; U2-type spliceosomal complex. Gene Ontology annotation, biological process: mRNA splicing, via spliceosome.
AUGGGUGAACGUAAAGGACAAAACAAAUAUUAUCCGCCAGACUAUGAUCCGCGAGCUGGAGGUUUGAAUAAAUUUCUUGGCACACAUGCAUUGCGAGAGCGUGCCCGGAAGAUCCAUCUUGGGAUCAUCAUCAUUCGUUUCGAGAUGCCCUACAACAUCUGGUGCGAAGGAUGCAAAAACCACAUUGGAAUGGGUGUUCGAUACAAUGCGGAGAAAACCAAGGUUGGCAUGUACUAUUCGACACCAGUUUAUCAGUUCAAAAUGAAAUGCCAUUUGUGUGACAAUUACAUCGUGAUCAAAACGGAUCCGGGGAAUUUGGACUAUGAAAUUGUGUCGGGAGCGAGACGACAAGAGAAUCGCUGGGAUCCAACUGAAAAUGGCCAAGUUGUACCAGACACCAAAGAGACACAACGGCGACUGUUCGACGAUCCCAUGUAUAAAUUGGAGCAUGUGGCAUCAGAUUCAAAGAAAUGCGAUGAUGCCAAACCCGCUCUAUACAAACUCUACGAAAGAAAUCAUUACACUUGGGACGAUGACUACAUGGCCAAUUCAAAGCUUCGUGCGGAAUUUCGGAAUAAGAAAAAGGAGUUAAAACUGGAAGCGGAUAAAGAUAAAGCAUUGUUGUCAAGGUCUAGUCUCGAUAUUGAACUAUUGCCCGAAAAUGAUCAAGACACUCGGCUGGCGGCGAUGAUGCGAUUGCAGUCGGAAAGGGUGAUCAAUGAGAAAGAUCGGAAAGAAGAAAUGAUCAAUCGACCAGCGUUGCCCGCAAUCAAAGCUAUUAGCAAUUUAAGGAGUCAGCGAUUGUUGAACACAAAACUCACUAAAAACGAUUUGGGCAUCAAACGUAAAUCGGAUGAAAGCAACGAAGAUUCGACCAAAAGAAGUAAACCAGCGGAAACGGUUACAAAGCAAAGUCUGGAGGAAAAAUCUGAAGAAGAUCCAUCAAUUUCAAUAGAUUCAAUGGAAGAGAAAAUGGUUGAUGUUGCAGACAAAAAUCAAACGAGUGAAAAUUCAUUAAAAUCACCAAAGGUUCCACUCUCACUCUCUUUAGUUCGUAAUUACUGUAGCGAUUCAAGUUCUGACGAUAAUGAUAAUGCAAAUUAGUAAAUAAAGUAAAUUCGACUAUUCAAAUAUGUUGAAGACACUUUUUUUUGUUCCUUUUUUCCAUCAAUAUUUUUUUCAACAUCGAUGUUAUGGAGAGUUUCUAGUAAUGAUGGGCAUUUGAACGGAAAAAUGUAAACAAAGCUGAAAUAAAGUUGCUGAGUUGAGCUACAAGGAAACUACCUAACAAAA